AUGUAAUCCUCCCUCUGCCCUCCCUUUCUCUCGAACUCGCUUGAUUCCCUCCACCGUAACCAAACCUUCCUCUCUCUCUCUCUCUCUCUCUCUCUCUCUCUCUCAGUCUGCGUAUGUAUUUAAUGCAAAGCGGCUCCUACUUCUUCAGACACAUCAACGUGGUCAAAAUACACUAGUAUCAGUGAUAACAGCACAAAAAAAUGCUCGACACCGUCAAGUACCUAAUCGGCUCCCCCGGCGCCAGCGGCUACGGCUCAAAGAGUACAGCCGAGCAAGUCACCGACGCCUCCCCCGAUCUCCGCCACAUCACCGCCAUCAUUACAGGUGCUACGUCAGGGAUCGGAGCCGAGACAGCUCGAGUUUUAGCCAAGCGCGGGGCCAAGCUGGUCCUCCCGGCUCGAAGCCUCAAAGCCGCCGAGGACGCCAAGGCUCGAAUCCUCUCCGAGUUUCCCGGCUCCGACAUCAUCGUCAUGGCUCUCGAUCUCAGCUCCCUCGCUUCCGUCAGGAGCUUCGCCUCCGAGUUCGAGUCCCUCCGACUGCCUCUCAAUCUCCUCGUAAAUAAUGCCGGAAAGUUCGCGCACGAGCACGCGAUUUCCGAAGACGGAAUCGAAAUGACCUUUGCUACUAAUUAUCUCGGUCAUUUUCUCUUGACGAAGCUGUUGCUCAACACAAUGAUUGAAACGGCUGCGGCUAGCGGCGUUCAAGGGCGAAUCGUGAAUGUGUCGUCGGCCAUUCACGGCUGGUUUUCCGGCGAUAUGAUCCGAUAUCUUGGCGAGAUAAGCAGAAGUGGAAGCCAGUACGACGAGACGCGUGCGUACGCGCUCUCGAAGCUCGCCAACGUCUUGCACACCAAGGAACUCGCUCGCAGACUCAAGGAAACGGAGGCCAACGUGACCGUCAACUGCGUGCAUCCGGGUAUUGUUAAGACCCGCCUCACCCGAGAACGUGAAGGUCUUGCCACAGAUUUGGUGUUCCUGCUUGCUUCAAAGCUCUUGAAAACAAUCCCUCAGGCUAGUGCGACGACAUGUUAUGUUGCGACUCAUCCUAGGCUGGUGGGCGUGUCUGGGAAGUACUUUGCUGAUUGCAACGAGACAUCGCCGUCGAAGAUGGGGUCGAACUUAAGCGAAGCUGCUGGAUUAUGGUCCGCCUCUGAAAUCAUGGUGUCCAAGGAUUCCAGUGCUAUUUUGGAUCCAAGCCACCAGCUGGAGCACUAAAAGAAUGGAAAACGGAUCAUCAGUUAUAUAUAUAGAGAAACAGAAAAGCAUCUUAAUUAUAUAACUAGCUAGUUCUUACUUCUUAGUGUCUGUUAAAUUAGCUAGCUAAAAUACAGUAGUAAAGUGGAGGGGAGAGUUAAUUAGGAAAGAAGGAGGAGAAAUAUUUAUAAUACACAGCUAGGUUUGAACAUAAAUAGUAGUGACAUGAAUAUAUAAAUAUGGUCUUUUUGUCCAAAAUGGUUUCUAAGAUUGACAUAACUUCUCACUUGGGUACAUGAGAUUUAAAAUCAAUAGAAGUGGUCUUUCAAAUUGUCCACCAUCAAUCAAUUUGGUCCUUCUAUGAGAAAUAUCCGUUAAUUUAAGGGUAUUUUUGUCAAAUCAAUCCCUCCUCCUGAAUUGGUGGUUUAUUCAAUUCAAUGGAGAUUUUUUACAGAAUGACUAAUAUGAUUGACGGUGGACAAUUUCAGAGGCUAAUUCAAUCCAUUUUAAAUCUCAGAGAUCAAAGUGAGGAGUUAUGACAAUCUCAAUAACUAUUUUGGCUAAAAAGUCUAUUAAUAUUUAGAUAAAGAAAGGCUUUUGAUGUAUGAGAGUUGGAAUCAAGUUAUGACCAAUGAAAUUAAAGUUGUUUA
Messenger RNA from Pyrus x bretschneideri (Chinese white pear), 1843 nucleotides. RefSeq names its product short-chain dehydrogenase TIC 32 B, chloroplastic. The transcript has 9 exons. Lineage: Eukaryota; Viridiplantae; Streptophyta; Magnoliopsida; Rosales; Rosaceae. The record is from RefSeq and is a predicted model, not a curated record. The coding region runs from base 201 to 1214 and encodes 337 amino acids.